Molecule: messenger RNA, 10401 nt
Organism: Brassica rapa (field mustard)
Lineage: Eukaryota; Viridiplantae; Streptophyta; Magnoliopsida; Brassicales; Brassicaceae
Product: B3 domain-containing transcription factor NGA2
Molecular function (GO): DNA-binding transcription factor activity; DNA binding
Source: RefSeq, a predicted model, not a curated record
UUUGUUUACGAAAUCAUUUUAUGCAUAAUAUAUAUUUUCGUUUUUAAAAUAUAAUGUUUUCUUUUAAUAUUUUUAUUUUAUAUAUAUGUUAUUUGGAAAUAAUAUAAAAAGGCAAUAAAAAUUAAAAAUAAAUAUUUUUUGAUAAUGGCAAUUAGGUAUAAUACUUUUAAUUCGUUAAUACUUAAUAGUACUUAUGCAAUCAAUCGUUGUAAGAAUUAAAUUAAACGCGACACGUAAGAAAAUGACUAUUCAAGUAAUAUUUUAGAGAUCCGUUGGAUUAUAAGAUUAUUUCUUUAGAACAAUUUUAAAAAUGUCCCAACAUAUUUGUAUUUUUUGAUGAAGUCUAGCUGAUAAUUUAUUUGUUGAUGAAUGAGUCAACACUCAACACUGAAUUGAUAAAAAUUAAAAAUCCAAUAUUUUUAUGUGAGAUAUUUAAUUUAUUACCACUUCAAAAUUUAAGAUAAUAAUUAACCAGCAUAUAUCUUGUAGUUUGGGUCUACCCUAACAUUAAUUACACUUUCUGUACAAUAAGUAAAGUUGUUCAAUUAAUAAUGAGAAACCAUAAACAACAUUAAUACUAAAUGACUCAAUUCUUUCUUUAUUUUUAAGAUAUUAUAUUCAAUUGUAUGUAUUUUAUAAAAAAAAUAUUAUUGUGAAACAAAAAGGUAGAGAAAUACACAAAACAGGUUGCUACAAACUAUAUUGUCAAAUGAAAUGAUAAGUAGCAUAUGCAAAGAGGAAACCCAAUGAUACAGUCAACAUCCGCUUUAACAAAAAAGAUACAGUCAACAUCUUUGUUAUAAUAUCUCACACCAUAGAAGCAAUCGGAUUCAGAUUAGUCGACAGAUCUUUUACAUUAGCACGUUGUUUUAAUGUCAAAAUAAAACGUAGACGUAGAUGGAUUGUAACCAAUAACAAAAUUUCAUGAUCUUAAAUGACGGGUGGGUGCAAAGAUUAUAUUUUGAAAGAUACAAAUGAUUUUAUUGAAUAUUUAUCGUUAAUGAAUUGAUGACUAGUCUAUAAAAUCUUAUGGUAUGUAAUCCGACAAAACAAACCAUGAACUAAUGUGUUUGCUAAAGCCACCUCACCAUUGACCUGGCACAAUCAGUGGGACCAGCUCUAACUAUCAUGAUAUAAAAUAAUACUCACGUAAACCAGCCACGUAAUCCAACCACAAACAGAGGCCACUAGAUUCGAGCCGGUUUAGGCCCAAUACAGUUUUGGAAAUAAGAGAGCGAGAUUAUAUCUAUAAGUUUUGCGACUUUGUUACAGCCUACAUGCCAGUAAUGAGCUAAAACCUCGCCCAUAUUAAUUGGGCUUCUCCAUUAGCAUGGUUCAUAGACAUCUCUUCCUUUUCUUUUGUUCUUGACAUGAAUCUCUUUUCUUAUUCUUUUAGACAGAAGAGGAAUAUGAAAAUGUAAUGUUAACUUGAACUCUUCCUCUCUCGGCCGAUGUGGGACAAUGUCCCAUUCUCUUCAUUAAAUCUAUUAAGGCCACUUAUUGGCCCAUUUUGUUUCACAUGUUUUUAAUUAAAGCCCAUGGACAUUUAAUUGUUCCAACAAUAACAUCUGUAAUCACACGAUUUGUAGUGUUAGUUAUCAGAGUUUAAUCAAACAAAGAUGGUGGGAGGGGUUGAAUCUUUUUUAAUAAACUAAAAUUAUUCAACCAUUUCAGACACCAUCGACAUUUUUUUUUUUUUAUAAUUAGGUGUUUUCCUGUAUCAUGUGCAGAAAUAAAAAAUUUAAAUUUAAAUUAUAUUUAAAAUAAAAUUUUGUUCAUUUUUAGAUUUUAUUAUUUUCUUACAAUAUUUAAUUUAAUUUAUAAUUUAAUUUUAUGUAAAAAAUUAAGAUAAAACGAAUAUUUUUUUAUUCAAAAUUAUAUUUAAUAAUAUAUAUGCAUAUAUUUAAAUUAUAAUUUUAAAAAUAUUUCUAUUUAUUUAUUUUGGUUAAAAUAUAUAUAAUCAAAUUAUAUAAAAUUAUGAGAAAUUUUUUUACGUAUAUAAAAUCAAAACGUAAAACUUAAUAAUAUUUUUAAAAUUUGUUGAUGUUAAAAAAAACUAAUGGCAUUGUUAUUAGAAAAUUACAAUUUUAAAAAGACUGCAUAAAAUUUUGAAAAUUUGUUUUAAUAAUAAAAACUAUAUAAUUAUGAAAGAUAAAACUAAAUAAUAAUUGAAAAUUUGAAAAAUAUUAUUAUCUUUAUAUUUCUACUAUUAUAUUAUUUAUUGUUAUAUUAAUAAUGAUCUAUGAGUUAUUAUCAUAUUUUUAAGAAUUUACCAAAAAUAUAAAUCAACAUUAAAUGUAAAUGUCUAUGUCAUAAUUAACUUCAAGCUAUAUCAUUAUUGUUAAUAUGUUAUGUCAUCAUUUUCUUUAAAAAUUAUAUGGUGAUCGACACAUGUCAAAUCUUUAACUUGGUUAGUUUUUUUUGCUAAUUUAGCCGGUUUCAAGAGACCAAGACCACCAGAACAUUGAUUUCUUAUGUUAUGGUAUGUGCAUGUAAUAUAUAGUUGUACAUGUGGUUAGUUAGCGGUAACAGUCAAUGAAUAAUGUAGUUAUAGCUUGGGCCUAGGAGUUGCACAAAAAAAGCUUGAGCCUAGGUUCAAGAGCAGCUGACUUAUGCAGCCAUUGCAGAGGCCAUAUAUAUUGCCAAAUUCACAUAUGUAAUGGCUUCAUGGAACAGUAAAUGCAAAGGUUCUUAUACACAUGUUGCAAUGCUAGCUAGAUAAUACUAGUAUGUUGCUAUCUAUGAUAUCAAGAAAAGUUUUAAGAAAGUGAAAAUAAAAUUAAUCAAGUCGUUUUUUCCUGAUGGUAAAAGAAUUUUAGCUAGAAAUUUCGCAAUGAGAAUUUUUUUCAUGUCUAUUUUCAUAUGUAUAUUAUAAGUUCAAAUAAUACCUAAACCACAAAAUGUAUUAAUAUAAGUUAAGCAUAUACGAUCAUUGUCAUUGUUUGUGUGUGCGAGCCCUAAAGGUCGAGAUCAAGAGAUGAAGGCAAGUCAACAUUAAAACUAAUGUUAUAAUCAUCCAUUUACAUGUUAACAUAAUUUCAUAAUGCGAAAGUUAUUGAUAUUCCAUCCAACAGUAUAAAGUUCUUGAUAUUCCAUCCAACAAAUACAAUAGUAAAAUAUAUUUUUAAAUAAAUUAUUAUUGGAUAAUUAAAUAUCUUUUUGUAGUUUAAUUAAUAGGUUAUUUUUUUUUGAUAAGUUUUAAUUAAUAGGUUAUACUUUUUUGUUCAAAGUUUACUAGGUUAUGCUAUUACUUAAAAAAAGCUAAAUUAUUAGUUCAGAGCCAAACGAACUGAUAAUGCAUUUGAAACUUGAAACCGAUAACUACAAGGAAACAGUCUGGAUUUGCGACGGAAAUUUUGAACUCUUCAUUAACUAUAUGCCCUCUUCUUUCCAAUAUAAAAUGUCUCAGUGUAUAUAAUUUUCAGCUCGCUAGUCAAUUUGUUUCCUAUAUGUGCCAUAUUCCAUCCAAACUAAUGUCGAGAAAAAAACUAUAUAAAUAGUUUACAAAGCCAAUUUCGAGAAUACCGUCCAUGUCAUAAGUAAAGUUCUUAAAAUAAUUUAGCUUAAGCUAUCUAUUAAAUAGACGAAAGGGUUUGUAUUAGAUAGUAUUCUGGUUAUGUGGUUUAAACCGGUUGGGCCCUUUUAUAUAUAGCUGAAGUACUGGUUAUAUUGUAACAAAUUAAAUUGAAAAUGAUAAUCUGUUUAUUCAAUAUGAUUUUGUUGCAGUGUAACCCUUCAGCUAUAAAUACAAAGGUCCUAACCAGUUUAAACCACAUAUAACCAGAAUAAACAAUCUAAUAGGUUGGCUAGGGAUAGGGAUAGAUGGUCCUAGACCCUGGGGGCACAUGACGGUUGGAACAUGUCCCCAUUAUCGCACCAUGCAAUCAAUCUUACAACUUUGUUAUUAUUUUUAUUAAAUAAAAUGGUCAGUCUUUUAUUUCACCACUACCCUCUUUUUGAUUGCGACCUAGCUAAUAUUACCGUACACAAACAAAUAAUAGUUUUUUUUUUGAGAAAGGGUUUAACAAAUAAUAGUUCUUUUAUCUUUUUUGCUAUUUGCUUUCGUUGUCCUCUCCCAUAAUAUGGUCGCGGUAACAAUAACAUAUGAAACUAGAUUUGAUUAAUACGAAUGUCGCGUCUGUCCAAAACUACAUUUACGUACAUGUAACAAAAAAAAAAUCCUAGCUAUAGUUCCAUUUACCUUCGUAUUAUCAUUGUAUUAAUGAUAUGCACAUCUUUGUCGACAAACACUGUUUCCCUAGUAAUUCAAACCAUGUUCUUAAUUUUGUUCAACAUCGUUCACAAAUGCAAUGUAAUCAUUGACUUUGUAGAGGAAAACGGUAAAUUAAUCUGCGAAACUUGAAGACAAAAUGCAAUGAGGAGAGAUACUCAAACAGAAAAGGAGGGUUAUAUGGUGAAGGAAAUAGGGAAAAGAAGCAAGCAGACUUUAAAAAAGAGUUAAGUGCAAUGCAAAGCAUAUGUUACUUUAGUCUAUAUAUAAGAAGUGGUCCUUGCCCUAUUAACUAUACUUUUAACAUCUCCACAAAUUUUCAUAGCCAACCCCUACCAUAUAGUACUCUCCAUUUUCUUAUUAAACCUCAUGAUUUCCUCCUUUGGUUAAAGCCCUACCAUUACUUUCCAUUACCUUUUUUUGUUAAACCACGAAACUUCAAAUUAUGACAAAACUAUAUUUUGUUUAACUAUAUUCUGAAAUAAUCAUUUGCAACUGAAAUAAUUGGAAAGCUUAUGUAUUUCAUUCACAAAGAUAUCUGUAUUUAUUCAUCCGUAGUAAACCUAAUUCUAAUAGAAAUGAAUCUUAAUAAAUAACUAUAAUAUAGAAUAUAUCUUUAUUUCAAGAGCACCCUAUCAGUUAACAUAAAUUAUGUGAGUUUUCUUUCCCUAUUAAUCAUUUUAUUACGAUAAAACGUAACUGGAAAUUUAAGAUAAAGCGUGUGUGUCGUCAAUAAUCUGCAUAAACUUACAAGUACGAAUAGUUGUGACAAAAUUUGUUUGGUAUUAUAUGAUAUCGUGUUUUUCUUUAAAAUCAAAUCUAUGUAAAUGUUUUCCCUUAUUUCAAAUUUUAAAUCUAGAAUGUAAAGGAAAAUUUAUAGAAUAUUAAUAGAAUUCUAGGUUGGUCCCGUGGCUACCAGGGGUACAUGCUUUGAAAAGGGCGACGCUAAGACGUCUCCUUCCGAAUUUCCCAUAAAUUAAACAUUUAGUGAUUUUGCACCAUUUCAGAUUUAGAAAUAGUUUGUUUUAUCCGUCAUUAUUACUUUGCAGAAAAUCAUCUUACAGAAAUCCCACUGGUGAGCCAGAUAGAGUAAAAUUUGGAUCGAUUAGUUAUUGUAAAUAAUUUAAUAAUGUGAUUUCAUGUUGGAUGUGUUAUCAAGAAAAGACGGGUAUAGACUAAUAUAUAUAUAAUUAAUAAGUAGUAUAGCUGCGGUUUAUUUAUUUAAUCUCUGGUGGUAACCAUCGAAGAAAGAUUAACAGUUUAUCGCCUGAAAGUUUUGUGACCACUCAAGUGACCCAAUGUGAGAUGAGAGUUUGGACCACCUCGAUCAAUGUUCUUCCACCUACUCUUUAUUUUUAAAAAGCAAAAUAAAACAUGAGAGUUUUUUUGUUAAAUCACGCCAAAUUAAGAUUUACGUUAUAGAUUAGUCUCCCUUAAUUAAGCCGAAAUCGGCCAGAGAGACAUGAAUGGUGCUUUUGUCUCUUUCAGGACCACUCACCACGUACGUAAAUAACGAUAAGAUUUAACGUGAAUUCACGCGAAGUUUUUUAACAAGCUUUUAAUUUUCACUGGGAGUGGUCAUGCGAGUGUCGUGUCUUGUUCUUGAAUAACAUGUGUAUUAUGUACUAAUGUCUACGUGAUGUCUGUCUAAAUAUGAGCUGUACACACAACUAGUGCAGUAUUGUAUCGAGUAAGUAUUUAAAUCUUCAUCGCGGUAGCUAUAGAUACUUUGGUCGCUCCACGAGAAUUUUUUUAAAUUGUAUUAAUGUUUUCACGUGAGCUGAUAUAUAUUAAGAUUAAUACCUGAUAUAUUAAAAUUUAUACCUGCGUAUGAUAACGAAAACAUCCGUCUUUUUAACGUGAGAAAAUCUCCUUUUUUAAAAGUCAAAAAUCUCCUUUUUAGUAAAAAAAAUCCCUUUGAGCUUUAAGCUUCGUAAUAAUAAGUCUUAAAUUUGCUUUGAACAUAUUUCUAGUUGCAUGCUUUACUUGAACAAAUGUAUUCUUUUGUUGUCAACAUAUACUCAAGUAUAACGUAUACUCUCAUGUAUAAAUUCAUUGUUUUUUGAAGAAAAAAUGAGUUGUUCACUUUUUGUUUUUUGAAUUUUUGAUUAGAUUGUCACUUUUUCUUCAAAUAAAUUUCAGGGCCGAACAAAUAAAAAGUCAACAGUAAAUACCAAACUAUAAAACAACAUGUCAUCUUGUCCUUGUAAAAGCAAAUGUGGCAACCCAUCCCAAAAGCCUUACAACAUACCUCAGUAAUUCUCAUGUUCAUAAAAAUACAAUAGUUUUAUCUAUACUAAUCUUUUACUUUUUUUCUUCAACAAAAACAAAACUAUAUUAGAUCUCCUCAUGAUCCCAACCAUUUAGUUUUAUACUAUUAGAGAAAGGACUGUUAUUUUCAUGUGUGAUUUUCUGUCAUUACCAAAUACCACAAAAAGAACUCUUAAACUUCUAAGAGUUGACCAAAAAUGAUUUAAGACCUCUUAGAUUUUUGCUCUUUAUUAAAUUCAAUUUGUUUCUGAAACUUCAUUUUGAAACUAUACUUGCCUUAUUUUAUCUAAUAUUAUUUAUUUAUCUUCAAAAUAUGUUUUUCUAGGAUUUUUUGAAAUUUAGAAUUUUUACAUUAUUUUUGAAUUUCUGAUGACUUUAUUAAAAUAUUAGAAAAUAACAAAUUUUAUUUUACAAUAACUGGAAAUGAAAAUAUUGUAUCAAAAUUGAAAUUAAUUUCUUAAAAAUAAAUUAGAUUAUAAAAUAUAAUCUGCAAAAUUUAGUCAAACUAGUUUUAUAAUAAUUCCAAUACCAAUGUCUAUAGAGAAAAAUGAAACGAGGAUGGUUAAAAAAAGGACAAGAAGCUCACAUGAGCAGAACCAUAUAGUUGAUGGGUCUCCCCCUCUUUCUCUCUCCUCUUAGCCCAUCUCUCUAUCAAUCUUAUAUUUCCUGAGCUCUUUCUUUCUCUAUCUCUCCUCAUUAACUAGUUCUUGAGAGAUGGUAUGGUUCCUAAUUAUAGUUUAUCUUUCUUAGAUUUGAAGCGCUUCUUGCUCCAUAAACAGUAGAGAGAGAAAACUUUAAUGGAGAGAAUCAGACAGAAGAAUCGUGCUAAUCAGUGAAGUUAGGCGCAAACACCCCCCACUUUCUACUUUUGCAUAAUUAGGUCAAUCUCAUCCACCACCAUACUCUCUCCUCCCAUUCUCCCUUCUUUUCUCAAUUUCAAAACUAGGGUUUCAUUUCUUGAAUCUUUAUCUUCUCUCUCAAACAAGAAGAUGAAUCAAGAAGAAGAGAAUCCUGUGGAAAAAGCCUCUUCAAUGGAGAGAGAGCACAUGUUUGAAAAAGUAGUAACACCAAGCGACGUAGGCAAACUAAACCGACUCGUGAUCCCAAAGCAACACGCGGAGAGAUACUUCCCUUUAGACAACAAUUCUGACAGCAGCAAAGGUUUGCUUCUAAACUUCGAAGACCGAACAGGAAACUCAUGGAGAUUCCGUUACUCUUACUGGAACAGUAGCCAGAGUUAUGUCAUGACAAAAGGUUGGAGCCGCUUCGUCAAAGACAAGAAGCUUGAUGCUGGCGACAUCGUUUCUUUUCAGAGAGAUCCUGGUAAUAAAGACAAGCUUUUCAUUGAUUGGAGGAGACGACCAAAGAUUCCAGAUCAUCAUCAUCAAUUCGCUGGAGCUAUGUUCCCUAGGUUUUACUCUUUCUCUCAUCCUCAGAACCUUUAUCAUCGAUAUCAACAAGAUCUUGGAAUUGGGUAUUAUGUGAGUUCAAUGGAGAGAAAUGAUCCAACGGCUGUAAUUGAAUCUGUGCCGUUGAUAAUGCAAAGGAGAGCAGCACACGUGGCUGCUAUACCUUCAUCAAGAGGAGAGAAGAGGUUAAGGCUGUUUGGAGUGGACAUGGAGUGCGGCGGCGGCGGAGGAAGUGUGAAUAGCACGGAGGAAGAGUCGUCGUCUUCCGGUGGUGGCGGCGGCGUUUCUAUGGCUAGUGUUGGUUCUCUUCUCCAAUUGAGGCUAGUGAGCAGUGAUGAUGAGUCUUUGGUAGCAAUGGAAGCUGCAAGUGUCGAUGAGGAUCAUCACUUGUUUACAAAGAAAGGAAAGUCUUCUUUGUCUUUCGAUUUGGAUAGAAAAUGAUGAUUGGUUAUGAGAUUAAUCACUACUUUAAUACACAUUAUAUAUGGAUUAUACAUAUCACAUAUAUGUAACACAAGGAUGUCGUUCAAGAUUUAAUGAUAAUAUCAAGAAAUAACAUGUUAUUUAAAGAUUCGAAUUUGGUUUUAACCGAAGUCUUUUGUUUUGAUUCUAACUUGUUCUUCAAAAAGGUUCGAAGCUUUUUCUCAAUAAGUCUCCUAUUAGCUUCGGUGGGUCAGAGCGUAUAAGAACAUAAACUUUGGAUAGCUAGGGAUCAGUGUUAAAACUUAAAAACCCAUGUUCCUCUAGUCAGAAACUAAUCAGAAGAUAUGGGAGGUCUUACAAGUGGGGAAUAUAUGCAUGUAUAUGUAGAUAUAUUUAUAGUAUGUAAUUGCAAUAUUGUGUAUACUGACAUUAAAUUGUUAUUGAUCUGUUUACUUUGUUUAGUUUAUUUUGAUGGCUGAUGUGCUGUUACCGCUGCAUUUCUGAAGCUGUUGUUGCUGCUUAAUUAGUCAAGCAGAUUUUGCAGCUUGCAGGGGAUGGGCAGAGACAAAAACAGAUAUACUCCCUCCGUUUCAAUAUAGAUGAUGUUCUAGAUGAAGUAUUUUGUUUCAAUUUACAUGAAGUUUUGAGGUUUUAAGGUUAACUUUUACUUUAUUGGAAACUGUUCAACCAAUUAAAUUUAACAGUCUUUUUUAUAAUUGGCUAACUGGUUUUAAAAUUAUAUCUUUAUAAUAUGGUUUUUAGAAAAAUGUAAUUUUCUUAAUCUUUGUGCAAGCUGGCAAAACAUCAAGUAUUAUGAAACGGAGGGAGUAUAAAAUUUACACUUCAAAAUAAUCUUUACUUUAUCUUUUAGUAUUAAAUAAAUAAGUGAGAAGUAUAGUUUUUUCAGGUUGGUAAGGUUGGAAAGGAAUGAUCUGUUUCACAUAUAUUGCUGAUGCAUUAAUUGUUACAGAAAUAAAUGGAUCUUUGUCUUGAUCAUUGCAGCUCACACACACUAAUACAUAUAUAUGUAGAUAAACGCAAGGAGUGUUAACUUUAGGUCUGUUUGUUUAUGUGUUGUUAACUCCGAUCAUUUAAUUGCAUUCCUUUGGUGAUAUACUGUUUUAGCUAAAAAUAAAAUAUAAUCAACAACUAAUACAAUGUGAUGAUAUGUACAUGUGUGGUAUACUUGUUCUUGGUUAUCAUGAUUUCUGCAAAUAUAGUCACAACUCACAAGCAUAAUUAGUAGUCUGUAUUUUUUUAUCAAAAGCAUUAAUUAGUAGUCUGUAUAUACCAUAAUAAGUAGAAUCUAGGGCUUAUAUAGCUGGCUAGCUAGUGUUAAGAUUAGUUUAGAAUAUUUUGAUAUGUAUAGAUUUCUGGAGCCUCAGUGUAUUGGUACAAUAAAACUAAACAAGAUUUAGUUCACGCUUUUCUUGAAUGAUACUACAGAUAAAAGAAAUUCUAGAGCCUUUUGGGAGGAUUGAAAUAAAUUUUAUAGGUAUGUCAACAGUUUUUGUCUGUUAUAGGGUUUUGUUUUAGCAUACCGCGAAGUAAACCUAUAUACUAGCAUGAGCUAUGAGCACAUGCAGAGAGAUGAUAUUGAAACAGUUAUUAUACUCCAAAAAUUAAAGGCGUUAUUACCAAAUAUAUGUAGAUGAUUAUUGAUUUAGCACAAAAAUGGUUAUCGAUAUUAUCUAUAUAUAUGUGUGUGUAUGUGUAUGUGUAUGUGCACUUUUGCUACUUUUGUGGGAAUCUAAUCUUGAAUGAGAGAUAGAAAUUCAUAGAUAUUUAACAUUUAUAGUUCGUUAAACUAAGCAGAAUCAGGACCAUGUCAGCUAAAGUUAAUAAUAGCCUAUCCAUACCAUAGCUGUAAAAAAAGCCAUCGAAAUCAGCGAGGGCUAUUUACCUAUAUAGAUCACAUAAUGUAAUCAUAUAAAAUCUAUAUGCAUGUGAGAGCAGAUGAGAUGUUAGACUAAGCAAUCAAUGCUGGCCAUUGCGCCAAGCUAAAGAAACUCAAGAUUGCAGCCGAUCCUUACAUAAAUAAGUUUUGGUCUUAAUUUUCAAAAAAAA